GUUUUCUUUGUUAAUAGUAUUCGUUCCAUAGACUUUGGAUAAAUGUUUGUUUUAUGUUUGCCUUAGUUUUCUUUCUCUCUUUUUGUUUGCUGGCCCAACUAAAUUCAGUUCAAUAUUCAGAGAUUUCCCUUUAUUUAUUCUUUCCGUUAGCUUUUAACAUGUAAGUCGUUUAAGCUUAAGGGACAUUUAAUGGAUUUACGAAAAGUCAAGUAUGGGUGCAUGUGUUGGCAUUCAAUUGGUUUGAUUGUAUAGGACUUUAGUCAUCCUGAAGACGGUUUAUUAAGAUGAGAAUUUGCUUUUUUCUUUUUUUUUGUUCAUCUUAACUAAACUUAACUAAUGGUUUAAUUUGCUUUUCAAAGCACAUUUCGAUAAGAUAAUUCUAACUUAAACAUUCGCUUUCAGGGUUAACUCGACUUCACUAGAUUACCUUAGUUUUCUUCUUUUUUUUUCUCGCCAUCUUGCGUACAAAAGUCUCAUACGGCAAUUGAAAUAUUGAACAGACACAAAAAAAAAUAAAUAAAUUCAAUAAACUCAAGUGUUCUGGCAUAUGCGUAUAUGAGUACAUGGGGGUCCAUAGUGAGUGGUCAUGCUUGUGUUUGCUUUGUAAUUGAUUUUGAUGCCGACAUUCAAUCUCUUAUUGUUCGCUUUUUGCCAAAUAUACAGACGAAAGUAUAACUGUAUAGACUGCAUGUUAUGUGUGAAUGAAAAAAUUUAAAAAUAUUGUGUAAGCAAUUUGAGCGCUUAGAGUAGGAAAACUUUAAAUCAUUUCAUGCAUACAGUGCACAGAAGGAAGACGGGCUUGAGACGGACAUUCCUUUUAUUAUUAUUUUUUUUUAAGUUUUUCUAUCGGUCCGUCCAUCUUGCCUCUUGUAUCCAACUUACAAGACGCAAUUUUUCAGAUAUUUUGAUGAAAUCUGGUAGGCUAAGAACUUUUAGCCCAAGGUCUAACGCUACUGAAAAUGGUUUAGAUCGGCCCACUUUUUCGAGCAUUUCUCGUAGGACGCGUUGUUUUGAAAAGUCGUUACAUGAAUAUCUGCGGAGUGGCGCAGUGCUCUGGCCCAAGAUAGUGUUUUUAUUUAUUUUAAUACACAUUUUUCUUCAUUUUUAAAACUAUUUUCUUUUAUUCUUUGCAGUUCUCUUUCAAGGUCUUUUUGUUUUGUGUUUUAUAAAUCAUUUCAAUUUGAUAGAAUUCGUUUGUGCCAAUAUGACCACAGAGCAAGCACAUUGAAACGAACGAAAUGACUUUGAAGGCAUCAACUUAAUACUGGGGCGGGAAUCUAGUGAUUGGCAUCGGCCAUCGUGUCAGGCAAAACUUUCAACGGCUUUUGUUUUGCCAUCGCCACUGCAAUACUUUUUGGUAAGCUUGCCAGGGCUUUUUUCCAAAAUUUACUUACUCUGCUUUUGUCAUUUUCCUUGCGCUUCUUUGUUCACGCAUUUUGUACGCAUUUCUGAAUGAAUGUCCAAUGAAUCUAGUCAUAGGAUAGGUGAGACGUCUUAUCCACUUAAACUCUCCCAGCUUUUGUAAUUUUACAAUUGCGCGGCAUAUCAUCGAGGUGAAAAAAAUACCUUUGCCCUUUUUCUCUUCUGCCGGAUGAUUAUCCUUUUUCUAUUCCAUCAUGGAUUUUUGAAAAUAUAUAGAAGCAUUGGAUCUGUGAUAUUUUGGACAAACGUUUUGCUAAGGCUAAGAAGGUAGAAAGUUUGGUUAGAAUUUUCAAGAGAAAUCCAAUUAGAUCAUUACAAAGAAUUAUAUAGAAUUAUGUUCACGACUCCUUCAAAUACCCUCUACGUGAUCUUCUUGCUUUUUUUUCAUGAAUUCUAAGUUCCAUACAUUUCCCUUAUGUCUGUUGACGUGUGUGUGUGCAUAGUAAUUUUUUUUUGUAUAUGCCUUGAACAUAUUUGAAUUUUCUUAUGACUUUUUCACUUUUCGUUUUUAUGCAUCCUUGUGCGCUGCUUUAUAUUUCGUUUACAAUUACGAACGCUUUUUGCAUAUGCACCUGUCUAGUUUCUGUUCAAUUUUCACUUGUUUUGAUUUCAGAUAUUUCGAUCGAAUUGCUUAUGCCUAUAACUUUACCUAAUUUCAAAAUUUCAAAUAUAAAAUUUCAUUCUCUAGAAAUCACUCUACUGUGAAGUCCUCUUUUUCUUUAUUUUAUUUGUAUAUUUUCUUUAAUUUUAUUUGUAUAUUGUCUAUACAAAAAUCGUAAAUGUUGAAAAAAUUUGCGCUAUUUAGAAAUUGCCAGCGUGACAUGGCGGGAAUGUUACGUUUAAAUGCUUUCGGACACGCGACGAAACUUGUUAGUCAGAUGCGGAAUUAUGCAUCACAAGCCAUUAAUCAAAUGCUGCAGUUGCAGCACACGGAGGUUUGUGCAGAUCCCCCCUCUCGAGGUGUAAUAUUUGGUGUGUACGCCGAUGAGAACGAUAAAACCGAUACAGGCAUUCUAACCGCCGCAGGAUGGAAGUAUAAUGUUCAAAGAACGGGCGGACGUAUGAUAGAAGUACUACGUAUGUCGGGGCCAAUGCCUAAAGCAGGCGAAUCUCGACUGUUUUUCGGCCAAGAGACCGAAAAAAUACCAUAUUACUCAGCAGUGGCUAUAGUCGGUUUGGGUAAAGAAUGCUUGGGUUAUAACCCAUAUGAAGUUCUUGAUGAACAAAAGGAGACGAUCAGACGAUCCGUAGCUAAGGCAUGCAUGGACUUGGCACUCUUAGAUACAACUCGAAUUGAGGUGGACAAUUGCGGGCACGCCGAAUCGGCGGGCGAGGGCGCUGCUUUGGGUGUUUGGUGCUAUCAAGAGCUGCGUGAAAAAAAGAACCGCAUCGCAAUGCCAGCGAUUGAUUUGUACACAACAAAAGAUGAUUUAUGCGAUAUUGAAGGGUGGCGCAUUGGUGUGCAGAAAGCAGCUGCACAAAAUCUAACACGUCAGUUACAAGAAAUGCCCGCAAACAUAUUGACGCCUACUGCUUUUGCUCAGAAUGUAGUUGAGGUUUUAUGUAAGUCUGGUGUAAAUGUGGAGGUUAAAGUAGAAGGUUGGGCCGAAAGUCAGUUGAUGAAUGCCUUUUUGUCGGUGGGAAAAGCUUCAUGCGAACCGCCAAUUUUUUUGGAGCUCAGCUACUAUGGCACCUCAGCUGAAGAAAGGCCGAUCGUCUUAAUAGGUCAGGGCAUAACAUACGAUUGUGGUGGUCUUUGCUUGAAUCCCAUGGAGAAGCUAUACGUUAUGCGUGCUGAUAUGACAGGAGCUGCUGUUGUUGUUGCAACAUGCAGAGCUGUAGCAGCUUUACGCUUACCGGUCAAUAUUAGAGGCCUUAUUCCCCUUUGCGAGAAUGUUAUGGGCUGCAAUUCAUUUCGCUCUGGAGACACCGUCAAAUGUAUGAACGGCAAACAUAUAAAAAUUCAAGGUACUGACUAUGAAGACAUUUUGGUCUUGGCUGAUGCUCUUUCAUACGCACAAAAUUUCUGCCCAAAAUGCAUUGUCGAUGUCGGUACUCCGUCAUGGGACAUGCGGAACACAUUGGGGGAGGCUGCUUGUGGUGUUUUUACUAAUUCGGAGAUUCUAUGGCAGCAAAUUAAGCAUGCUAGCAUGCAUACCGGCGAUAGAGUUUGGAGAAUGCCGUUGUGGGAUUAUUACACGAAACAGGUAACAAGUGGCAUGUCUGCAGAUGUACAAAAUAUAGGUAUAGGACGUGGUGGAAAACCCUGUAAGGCUGCUGCUUUCUUAAGAGAAUUUGUACCCUGCGGCCAAUGGAUGCACAUCGAUGCGACCAGUGUAAUAUUUACCAAGGGAAGUCAUUUUGAGUACUUACGAGCCGGAAUGGCCGGGCGUCCCACACGUACGGUAAUUGAAUUCAUCGCCCAAACUAUUUGUAAAGACACAGCUCCUAAGAUGCCCAAAAAGGAGAAGUAAAAGUUUACACAUUCCGCUAAAAAAAAAAAAAUAAUAAAACUUCCUUUUUCUUCUCCUUUCCUUAUUCUUCAUUUCGACUUUCUAUCGUUUCUAAAAUAUUUUCGAAAUUUUCUGGCCUGUAUAUUUGUAUAUGUUUGUGUCUGUAAAUUUAAUAAUUGUGCAUUAAAAUAAGCGCGUAACUUUUGUUUUGUAGACAAAUGUAUAUUUGUAAUAUAUCUAUCAAAUAAAUAUAUAUUGUAUAUAUGGGCGAACUAACACUGCAAGUACAUUAUUUGUUAAAGAAAUUACAGAAAACGGGGACGAAACGCGUGGUUGGAAUGUGUGCAGUGCGAUGUGAAGCAUGUGCGAGUGUUGAGCUCUUUUGCACACUUCGUGAUGUUAUUACCCCAUUCGAGUCAUGUCUUUCAGGAUCAUCACUGUGCGUACACGUACAGAGAUCUACUAAGCGGUUUGUCAUACAACAAACCAAGUGCGGGUACAAAAAUUGCGCUACAUUAGAGUGUCAGAGAGAGAUCGAAGUGCUAAGCAAGUGCUCACAGAAAUCGUCUCAAGUAUGGUAUUCAAACAACAAUAGUUGCUGGACGCGCCGAUUAGUUCUUUGUAUCCUUCCAUUUAAGGCGUUCCGGCAAUCACUUAUAAGAAUCUUUUCGAUAUGUUUGUUAGAAAUUGUGGAAAUGAUGAAAGAGUGUACGGGUCAAAUUUCCAUGUGUUUGAAAUAAUUUUGUCGACUUUUAAACGAAAAAUUCACUCCGAGGUACUACCUUACGAUCUUGCAAAUGUCAUAAGAAUCUUAUUGCUACUCUAGAUAGGGGAAAAUACAUAUUAAGCUUAAGUUUUGCACUCGAUCACACUACCGAAGUAUGCUAUGCAAGGCAAGUUAAGUUAUUUUUGAAACUUUGCUUUCUAAAGUUCAGUAGAAAAUGCUUCAUUCAUUCCGAACAUUCAGUCCUUUAUUUGAACCUUAGCGAUUGGUUUUGCUUUAUGGGACCGUAGAUAGCAUGGCUUAAGUAACUUUACAUAAAAGUAAAAUUAAAUUAAACGUAUAAGUAAUCUUGGGAAUUUAAUAAAAAUAUCACUCAGACGUUACGUUGUUCCCUUUAAACGUCUGGAAAAUGUCAUACAUGUUCAUAUGCCUGAGCAUGACAACACAAUGGAUAAGCUGUCAAAAACAACCGUUGUAUGUAACACGCUUCGUACUAUAAAUUGAUUAGUAGCAAAAUAACCAAAUAAUUUGGCUUUUGAAAAUAUGUAAACGAAAUGUUGUAAAGAAUUGCUUGUCAUGCGAAAGGAAAAGCCAUAAAAUAUUAUUUUAGAACAUUUUAAUUUAAAUGUAAGAAGAAAAUGUUUAAAUCGUUUUCAAAUAUAUAUCAGGAGCUUUUUAAUUUAUGUUUAAAGUUUUCGUUUUACGAGCGAUUUCUAUAAAGUUGUUAUUUCUCUUUGUUCCUAAUGAAUUUAUUAUUAGCAAAUUUAUAUGAUAUACAUAAGUUUAUCGUCUUUUAUUUGCCCUUCUAAUUGUAUUAAAAUACACUAAACAUGUUUUAAAGUUGAAGGUCGAAAGCAUUUAUUGAGUUUUGGCGAGCAAUUUUGAAGUGCUAAGUUUUAUAAUUGCGGUCGCGACCGUAGCCUAAUGAAUUUUUUUACCAAGUACAAUAAAUUAUGUCUUUUGUUACGCUCACAACAGAGGGAGCAUUAAAUUUGUGGUUUUAAAUCGUAGCGAACCUUACGAAUGCCCACUAAGUGACGCCGAUAAAUUUCGUUUGCUAUUUGUCAAAACUACUCAUUCCCUACUUCGGAACGGGUAUGUGCUUUCAUCGUAACGCCCGUGAUUCCGAAUCGAUACAAUCCGAGCACGAAUAUUUUAAUGCGUUUACCAUCACAUGUUUUGAGGCAUAUUUCGUACCAGCCAACUGAUCCAUUUAAUAUUUCUGCUUCUCUUUUUUCAAACCUUUUAAGCAAUUCGCUAUGUUAGACGUCAGUCUGCCUUAACAGCCAAGUCGUCCGCCAAUGCACACGUACAUGCUGACUUGUUUAUCAACCCGUCCGCUAUUGCAUAAAAGUUAAAUUUCAAGUAUUCUCACAAUGCAUUUGUAAGCCUUUCUCUUAGUCCAUCUGCUUGCCGGUCUGCCAACCUCUCACUUCAAGUGUCCGUGCAUUUGCGUACACGUUUUUUAACCCAUCAAUUUUCGUCCGGUCAUCGGCCAGUCCCUACGUCAACUCAUCGCUCAGUCCAUCUAUAGAGUUGUCCGUCAAUUAACGUCAGUAAAGACAUAAGACUUGCCGAUUGGUCGCAUAAUAGCCUGCCACUACUUAUCGCUCUCCUAAUGUGUGUGGUGUGUGUGUGUGUGUGUGUAUGUAUGCAUUUACUUGCAAUCACUCUCACAAUUAAUGAGUCCGUAUGUCAGUCUCUAUUUUACUAUUUAUAAUAGAGUCGUUCGUCAGCCUACCUAUCCACGGUUUUGUCAGAUCAUGUAUCCGGCCGGCUAUCCAUUUGUUGGUCGGCCUUUAGUCAUUGUGCUAAUGGUUUUAUUAAUCUUCUGGCAUUGUCUGUGAGAUUGACGGACACGGUUUCUUCUUCCACUUUAGCGUUGUUUAAGUUUUAAUGUUAAAGGAUAUUGAAAUUUUCAUAUUCAUUAGUCAAUAAGAAAAUUUAAAAAUUAAGCAGAAUGAAAAACUUCAUAAUUUAAUUUAUUUAAUUUUCUAACAAGUUUUAUGACGCAUAGUGAGUAUCAAGCCGACUUAAAUAUUUUUACCAAAGGGAGAUCUUACUUCUUCUCGAUUUUACUCUUCCUCUAAAAUACUUAUGUACAUCACUUACAAUCAUGGUAGUGAUAGAAUAUUUAAAUAUAUGUGCUGCUUAUGUGCUACACUUUUCUUUCUUACCCUUUCGCAACGCUUUUCAUGCGCCGUGAGCCGAUGUCUAUUUGUUUGAUCACAAUUACUAGCGUAGAAUUUCCUCCAGAAAAGAAAAGCUUAGUCUAAAAUUUUUUUAUUCAAUUCUCCUCACAUUAAAAGCACUUAAAAACACCUUAAUGAAGGCGUUAUAUGGAUAUGGUCGAAAAUGUGGCUCUAUCUGAACCAUUUUUUUACAGCGUUCGCUCUUUGCCCAAAACACGUCAGUGCACCAAAUUUCAUCAAAAUAUCUGAAAGAUUGUGGCCUGUAAGUUGAAUAUAGUAAUACAAGACGGACAGACGAACGGAUAUGCUGAAAUUGAUUCAGAAAAUGAUUGUUAAUCGAUCCGUAUAAGAAAAGAAAGAUUUAAGUGAAGUCCUUUUGAGUUUUACAUACGUCUGAGCGAACUUAUUGUACCCUUGUACCACAAGUGAUGGGCUGUGGUUUUGGCAAAACAUAAUAAAUAAUUCAAUAAUUCUUUCCUUUUAUUAUUUUAUGAUUUUAAAGCUUAACACGGGAUCUGACAAAUCGUCAUUUAUGGGCACGGUCUUUAGUUCGUCUAUUAAUUUAUAAAAUUUGCCGGCGUCUGCAUUUUAAAAUG
Molecule: messenger RNA, 7387 nt
Organism: Glossina fuscipes
Lineage: Eukaryota; Metazoa; Arthropoda; Insecta; Diptera; Glossinidae
Product: cytosol aminopeptidase-like
Exons: 1
Coding region: 2202-3896 (564 amino acids)
Biological process (GO): proteolysis
Cellular component (GO): cytoplasm
Molecular function (GO): metalloaminopeptidase activity; manganese ion binding
Source: RefSeq, a predicted model, not a curated record